This is a messenger RNA of Apodemus sylvaticus (European woodmouse), 3057 nucleotides long. It is a transcript of the gene Etv6, whose product is annotated as ETS variant transcription factor 6. Gene Ontology annotation, biological process: cell differentiation; regulation of transcription by RNA polymerase II. Lineage: Eukaryota; Metazoa; Chordata; Mammalia; Rodentia; Muridae. The transcript has 9 exons. The coding region runs from base 376 to 1899 and encodes 507 amino acids. Gene Ontology annotation, cellular component: nucleus. The record is from RefSeq and is a predicted model, not a curated record. Gene Ontology annotation, molecular function: DNA-binding transcription factor activity, RNA polymerase II-specific; sequence-specific DNA binding.
GGGAGGGCGGGCGGGGGCGGGCGCGCCGGCCGCGGGUGGGAGGAGACACGCGAGGCCGGCCGGCUGCGCCCGGGUCGCCGCGCCGCGACCCGCACACCCCACGCCGUGCUCGCCGGCUCCCACGCCCCCGCACCUCGCUCCCGAUCGGCGGUUUCCGAAGAGCCCCCCUCCCCCUCGGGCGGCCGCCGGCGGCGAUGCUGCAAGAAACUUCUUAAAUGACCGCGUCCCGCUGCCCCGCCGAGCGUUUCUGGGUUGGGGAGAGGAAAGGAAAGUGGAAAAAAACUGAGAACUUCCUGAUCCCUUUCGCUGUGAGACAUGUCUGAGACUCCUGCUCAGUGUAGCAUUAAGUGACGAAAACACUUGGGGGUCCUCGGGAUGGCUGCCUCACCCACGUGCGUCCCUGACCAUCUGUUCUCGGAUGCUCUACGGCUAGUAGAGGGAGUGAGGAUUUCAGGGAAGAGGACCAGAGAGGCCUGGUGGACAGCAGGAGUCUCUCUUUUCGGAGAAAACAGCCAGUCCUCUGUGGCCAGUUCUUCCUCUAACUGGAGAGAUUAUACAGCCUCUGUACACCAGGAACGAAUUUCAUAUACACCUCCGGAGAGUCCAGUGGCCAGCUACGGUUCCUCCACUCCACUUCAUGUUCCAGUGCCUCGGGCGCUCAGGAUGGAGGAAGACUCAAUCCACCUGCCAGCGCACCUGCGUUUGCAGCCGAUUUACUGGAGCAGAGAUGACGUAGCCCAGUGGCUCAAGUGGGCAGAAAAUGAGUUUUCUCUAAGGCCCAUCGAGAGCAACACGUUUGAAAUGAAUGGCAAAGCCCUCCUGCUGCUGACCAAAGAGGAUUUCCGCUACCGAUCUCCUCAUUCAGGCGAUGUGCUCUAUGAACUCCUUCAGCAUAUCCUGAAGCAGAGGAAACCUCGAAUUCUCUUCUCACCGUUCUUCCCCCCUGGGAACUCCAUCCACACCAAGCCAGAGGUCCUACUGCAUCAGAACCAUGAUGAAGAUAACUGUGUCCAGAGGACACCCAGGACGCCAGCGGAGAGCAUGCACCACAACCCUCCCACCAUUGAACUCUUACAUCGCCCUAGGUCACCCAUCACCACAAACCACAGGCCUUCUCCCGACCCCGAGCAGCAGAGGCCCCUGCGGUCUCCCCUGGACAACAUGAUCCGCCGCCUCUCGCCAGCGGAGAGAGCCCAGGGGCCGAGGCUGCAGCAGGAAAACAACCACCAGGAAUCCUACCCCCUGUCAGUGUCUCCUAUGGAGAAUAAUCACUGCCCUCCGUCCUCGGAGUCCAACCCGAAGCCCUCGAGCCCCUGGCAGGAGAACACGCGGGUGAUCCAGCUGAUGCCCAGCCCCAUCAUGCACCCCUUGAUCCUGAACCCCAGGCACUCGGUAGAUUUCAAACAGUCCCGGCUCUCUGAAGACGGGAUGCAUCGGGAAGGAAAGCCCAUCAACCUGUCUCAUCGGGAGGACCUGGCUUACAUGAAUCACAUCAUGGUCUCCGUGUCCCCACCUGAAGAGCACGCCAUGCCCAUUGGGAGAAUAGCAGACUGUAGACUGCUUUGGGAUUAUGUCUAUCAGUUGCUCUCCGACAGCCGGUACGAAAACUUCAUCCGAUGGGAGGACAAAGAAUCCAAAAUAUUCCGGAUAGUGGAUCCCAACGGACUGGCUCGACUCUGGGGAAACCAUAAGAACAGAACAAACAUGACCUAUGAGAAAAUGUCCAGAGCCCUGCGCCACUACUACAAACUAAACAUUAUCAGGAAGGAGCCCGGACAAAGGCUUUUGUUCAGGUUCAUGAAAACCCCAGAUGAGAUCAUGAGUGGCCGGACAGACCGUCUAGAACACCUCGAGUCUCAGGAGCUGGAUGAACAAACGUACCAAGAGGAUGAAUGUUAAGGGAACCUACCCCAGCCUCGCCGGUGGGCUAGCCAAGAGGAAACCUGCCCACGGGGAUGCAGGAGGUGUGAUGGAGCAGGCGAGCUAGGGAUGGCUGGAAGGAAGAGUCAGGAAGUGUGCGGUGAGAGGAAGAACUUCUCCUGCAGAUCAGGAGGGACCCAGAGCACCUGAGACCAGCCACCCCGCAAUGGCAGGCCUGGAGUUCUGGCGGAGGGCACAAGCCUGAGACUCCCACGUCACGUUUGCUUCUCCUUCGGAUUUCUUGUCUGUAACCCUCACCCUGCACCUGUUGUUAGUCUCAUGGUGUUUCCAGUUUUGUUUUUGUUUUUGUUUUUUAAGAACAUGCAGUUUGACUAUUCAUCGUUCAUACAGGGAAGACAUCACAUGUUUGUUUUCCUAUGGAAAUAUAUCUAUUAUAUAUAUUAUUAAUUUUUUUUUGUUGUUGUUGUUGCAAAUCUCACCAAGUACAGCCAGCUCAGCUGGUCAGGAAAGAGAAAACUUGCAGAAGGGAUCAGGUUCCUUUUUCCUGCCACAUAGAUCUGGUUUGUCCUGUCCAAGUCAGGUCUUAGAUGAGAAAGGAAAACAAAGUGAGAGAGAUACUUUGAUACAAUGAAAAAAGAAGAGUUCUGUCUUGUCUCCCCCUCCUCCCUUCCCCUUUCUCUGCCUGCUGUUCCACUUCACAGGCCUUUCCUCAGAACUAGCCUCACUAGCACCUGAACUAAACAUUGACCCAGCUGCUCUGUGACCGUCAGACCCCUUGGGACCCAUCUGAGGAAGGCCAGACAUCCCCCCAAAUGCUGCUGUAUUCCAAAAGGAACAGUGGGAGGAUCAGGCAUAAGAUAGGACAGGUUUUGCCAGGCCCUGGCAGUUUGAGAUUGUCCCGAAAAUGCUACCCAUUAAGAAAAUAUGAGGAGACCACACAGGCCUGGUAGGCCAGGAGCUAUGAGAACAGGUCAUCAAGGCUGUCCCAAGACAUCAAGCCCUCGUGGGAUUGUCACCACCCCACACACUCCAAGGCCUAGUCUUUUUCUUCUGCACUUGUCCUCACUGAACACAGAACACACAGAAGGGAAGAUCCUGGAAUUUAGUCUCGGGCACAGCCGGUAUUUGCACAACCAGAGCAGACAGGAAAUUCCUCAGAUUCAUGCUUUUUUUUUU